AUGAGCAGCCAGACAAACGUCACCGAAGUACAUUCAAUCUAUGAUACUAUAUUAAUCCUUGACUUUGGAUCACAAUAUUCACACUUGAUAACACGGCGCGUUCGCGAGUUUGGUGUUUAUUGUGAAAUGUUACCAUGCACUCAAAAGAUCAAGGAACUUCACUUUAAACCGAAAGGCAUUAUUCUAUCAGGAAGUCCAUAUUCGGUAUAUGACGAGGAUGCCCCCAGAGUAGAUCCCGAUGUAUUCACGCUAGGAAUACCCGUCUUGGGCAUAUGCUAUGGCCUUCAAGAAAUAGCCUGGAACCAUAGCGGAUCAGUUGUGGCCUGUAAUCAUCGAGAGUAUGGACAUGCGAUGCUAAGUGUAAUCAAGCAUGCCGACCAUCCCGUUGUUGAUAGACUAUUCGAUGGAUUCGAUGGUGAUAUAGAGGUUUGGAUGUCCCACGGUGACCAACUCUCCAAAUUACCAACAAAUUUUCGUAUAAUAGGCAGCACACAGACUGCUCCGUUUGCAGCGAUCGCGCACGAAGAGAAGCUAUUGUUUGGCAUUCAAUUUCAUCCAGAAGUCACACAUACCCCGAGGGGAAAAGAGAUAAUUGGAAAUUUUGUCAAGAGUAUAUGUGAAUGUAAAACUGAUUGGACAAUGGCAUGUUAUAACAAUACAAAGUUGGGUGUGGGAGACUUGUGUAUUGAAUCGUUUAUUGACAAGGAAAUCGAACGCAUUAGACAGAUAGUCGGAAAAGAUGGAGAGGUUGUCGGAGCUGUUAGUGGGGGAGUGGAUAGCACAGUUGCUGCCAAGUUAAUGAAGGAAGCUAUCGGAGAUCGUUUUCACGCUAUUCUGGUGGACAACGGUGUCAUGCGUCUCAACGAAUGCGCAACCGUCCAUUCCUACCUCCAUUCGCAUUUGAAAAUCAACCUCCGCGUAGUCGACGCAUCAGACAAAUUUUUGUCGCGUCUCAAAGGCGUCACUGACCCUGAAAAGAAGAGAAAGAUAAUCGGAAACACGUUUAUCGAGGUGUUUGAAGAGGAAGCGGCAAAGAUCGAUGAGGUGACGAAAAAAAGUGGAAGAAAAAGCAUCGAAUAUUUGUUACAGGGUACUUUGUAUCCUGACGUUAUUGAAAGUGUCAGUUUUAAAGGUCCGAGUGCGGUUAUCAAGACGCAUCAUAACGUGGGUGGGUUGCUGCAAGACAUGAAGUUAAAGCUUAUCGAGCCGCUUCGCGAGCUGUUCAAAGGUACUUGUGAAACAAUGUGUUUGAUGGUUUCGCUUUUGGCGAAUGUGGCCGCCGCAUUGUUGCACUCAUGGUUUUCAUCUAACUCGAUAACUUUUGGUCAUGCUCUCGCCUCCUCUCAUCUCCCCAUCUGCCAAAAAGACGAAGUCCGCAAACUAGGCAAAGUUCUCUCUCUUCCCGAUGACUUGAUUUAUCGCCACCCGUUUCCCGGACCUGGAAUAGCCAUCCGCAUUCUCGGGGAAGUGACUCCCGAGCAAGUCGCUAUAGCUCGAGCAGCAGAUCACAUUUACAUUGAAGAGAUUAAGAAAGCGGGUCUGUACAGAGAAAUCGCACAAGCAUACGCGGCGUUGUUGCCGGUGAAGGCUGUGGGCGUGAUGGGUGACAAGAGGACGUACGAGCAAGUUAUUGUACUAAGGGCGGUCGAGACUACUGAUUUUAUGACUGCUGAUUGGUACGAUUUUCCACGCGCAAUACUAAAAAAGAUCAGUAACAAGAUUAUCAAUGAAGUCAAAGGAGUUAAUCGCGUGGUGUACGAUAUUUCGAGCAAGCCUCCGGCUACAAUUGAAUGGUACUUGUUCUGUCUGUUUUUGAUCCAAAAGUCUUUGGAAGGUUAA
Paraglomus occultum is the source of this 1839-nucleotide messenger RNA. The record is from the annotation of a GenBank genome assembly. NCBI's taxonomy places the organism in Eukaryota, Fungi, Glomeromycota, Glomeromycetes, Paraglomerales, Paraglomeraceae.